This is a messenger RNA of Cyanidioschyzon merolae strain 10D, 690 nucleotides long. RefSeq names its product similar to zinc finger protein myoneurin. The coding region runs from base 1 to 690 and encodes 229 amino acids. Lineage: Eukaryota; Rhodophyta; Bangiophyceae; Cyanidiales; Cyanidiaceae. Gene Ontology annotation, biological process: regulation of transcription by RNA polymerase II. The transcript has a single exon. Gene Ontology annotation, cellular component: chromosome. Gene Ontology annotation, molecular function: chromatin insulator sequence binding. The record is from RefSeq and is a predicted model, not a curated record.
AUGCCCAGAAUAAAGCACACACCCGUAAAUAGACCUCGUAAAACCCAUCAGUGUGUGCACUGUGGGACGCUUUUUGCCACAAGUUCUCAACUUUGUCGCCAUACGCGGACCGUGCACGAAGGACGGCGCGACUAUCGGUGCGAACGCUGCGGUGCGGCUUUUACAACGAAACAGAGUUGUGCGACGCACGUUCACACGGUGCACGAAGGUGCGCGGGACUUUCUAUGUUCGCUGUGUGGUUCGCGUUUCACGCAAAAAGGGGCGCUCACCGUUCAUAUUCGGACCGUGCACGAGGGUCAUCGCGAUCAUCGUUGUGAUAUAUGCGGGAACACGUUCACUGCGAACUCCAGUUUGAAACAGCAUAUUCGUGUUGUUCACGAGAACGCUCUCGACUGGGUAUGCGGUAAGUGCGGCGCCAGGUUCACGAGCCGCAACGGUCUGAAAUACCAUCUGCGAACGGCGCACAGUGCACAUGGCGGGCGAGACUUUCCCUGUCCGCGCGAGGGCUGCGACCGCGUAUUCACAAGCAAGGGCGGUCUUUUGAAGCAUCUGAAAGCCCAGCACGAUCGCGUGAAGGACCAAAUCUGUGACCUCUGUGGAGCGGCUUUCGCGCAUCGCACUCAGCUGAACCAGCAUAGAAAGCGCGUGCACGAACAAUCCCAGAGCCGGUCGAGUACCGCCCCAGGCUAG